Messenger RNA from Lodderomyces theae, 2700 nucleotides. RefSeq lists its product as uncharacterized. The record is from RefSeq and is a predicted model, not a curated record. The transcript has a single exon. Bases 1 to 2700 code for a protein of 899 amino acids. NCBI's taxonomy places the organism in Eukaryota, Fungi, Ascomycota, Pichiomycetes, Serinales, Debaryomycetaceae.
AUGAUUCCCCAGUCGACUUUCCAGUUUACAAAGGAGAAAGUUCUUCCAUCAUCAGAUCCACGGUCUCCUUUCUACUACAACUUACCACCGUACGAUUCCAAACCAAUUGACAAUUUGAUUGAGUUUUUCAAGUUGUGGAAGUAUUUCAUCAAAUCAAUCAUCUACUAUUUCAAAGAGAUUCUUCUUGUGAAGGAGCUAGAAGCGAAUUUAAACUAUCAAUUGAUUAGUGCAGUACAAUUUCCUGGUUGUAAAGACUUGCCUCAUAGAAUCCUUCAUGAUAUCAGGUUGAACACUCCAGGAAUAAGUGGAACUUUGCUGCCCAAGAACUCUACCCCAACCAAGGAAGUCAAGAGGAACUUGUCAAGUGGUAGCUUAUCGUCAAUGAAUGCAAAUGCCAGCACUGCAUCUUUCACUCCCACCACACCUUCAAACAUUCCAUCGGGUCCAAUAACUUCUUCAAGCGCUGGUAUUUCGACUUGUGGAUCACCAAUGCAUCCAACACAUCUGAAGACUACAGGUUCACUCACAGAUAAGCAGCGCCCAGGGUUAUUCAAGUCCAAAUCCAACUCCAAUCAGUCGUUUUUGAAAAAUGCUGCAAACAACUUACACAAGAGGAACUCGUCAUUUGGUGCAGUAAAGCAACUAGGCGGUGGUCAACAGCAGCAGCAGCAGCAACUGCAGCAACUGCAACAACUGCAGCCACCGUCGCCUCAGCUUCAAGCCACUGGUGCGUCAACGCCUCCAUUGUCAUACCCAGAAGCUAUCAACACCAAUGAUGUGAAAAUCCCACCCACUUUUUUCCCCGACAAUUCUCUCUACACCAACUUGCCUGCGGUUCUUUUAAGUUCUCAUCAUGUCGCAUUCAACAACAGUUUUAAACUCCGCAAAGAUCUCAGCACAAAGAUAAUCCCUCGGUUGGAAGUGUUGUUGAAGCAAGUUUCCCACAAGAUCAAGGAGAUUAAAACUUCACUCAAGAACGAUGCGUUUGCAAAUGCGGAAUUGCUGAGGGAGAUCUCCAAGACUGGUCAAAUUUUGAGUAGAUACACUGCUGCUGUAGAGUCUUAUUGUGGGAGCAAGCCGGUUGUCAAGGGAUACUUGCGUGACUAUGAGGGAGAAGACGAGGAAUUUGCAGCUUUGGAUGAUCCAUUGUUGGUGAAGUUGGAUGUUGACUCUCGGUUAAAGAAGCAGUUGCUUUUUGAAAACUACAUGAUUGCCUCGUAUGUCAAUUUACAAAACAUUAGUAGGGACUUGUUCACUUAUUUAUUGAAGGAAUUGAAUUGGGUAGUUGAUAAGUUUGGCAAGUUGGAUUUCAACUCGGAGUUUUAUCAAUUUUUGAAAACAAAGAUCAGUAGUUCUUCGACUGCUGAUUGGGAGUACUUUAUCACACACAACAACUGCUUUGUCAAUACAUACUACGCCACUGAUUUGAACCCCAAGAGAGAAAACCGUACCAUCAAGCUGGUUGUGUUGCCGUAUGCGGAUUCGAUACAAAACAAGUGUCUUCGGUUUGGAUUGAUGUACAAGAAACAGAAGCUUAUGAAAAACUAUACGCGUCACUACUAUAUCCUCUCAUGCAACUACCUUCACGAGUUCAAAUUCAAUGAAGAGAUUAACCAACAAAUGAAAAAGUCAAAGGAUAAAAUUGGGGGAUUUAUUGGAUAUGAGGAUGAGCCUGUUAAGUCUUAUAAUCUCAAUGAUUAUGACAUUGCCGUUAAGGACGAGUCUUCAUUUAAAUUUACCCUCACUAAGUUGUCCAACAAGUCCAAAAAGACAUUCAAAUGUGCCACUGCUGAAGAUUACAAAUCUUGGAUUGAAGAUUUGUCGGAAUUGUUGAAAUUUGGAAAUGACCAUUAUGCUAGGUUUGCAUUUAUUCAGAGAAAAGCAGAUCAAAGUAUACAACCAGUUCGAAAGUCCAAGAAACAUGCUGCUGCAGCUGGAUUGGCGUUGGAGUUGGGCAAUGCUUCGAACCCAGCAUUGUCGGGAAUGUUUACGCCCAAGAUCAAGACACCAAAUGAGUCGCCAUUUCAAGAGGAGGAGGAGAAUCCAUUUGAUGGAAUCUCUGCAAUACCGCAAGGGCAGUCAAACGUUGGUCCUAGGUCAAAGAGUGUGUCUACGUCUCCACAAAUGGCAAUGACACCACCACCCAUAAAUGUGGCUGCUUCACCUACUAAUGCCACCACCUUUUCAGCAACAGAGCAUCAAAAUCAGCAUGAAGAGUAUAUGAGGUUACAACAAGCUCUUGUACAACAAGAGACGGCAAUUUCCAACCUCAAGUCUCAGGAAGAGCAGAAUAUUGAGCUUAUUCAAAAGAAGUUGCAAAAUAUUCAUGACCAGCAAGUACGUCUUGAGGAGCAAGAGCAGCAGCAGCAGCAACAGCAGCAGCAACAACAACAACAACAACAACAACAACAACAACAACAACAACAACAACAACAACAGAGGAGCAAUUCCGAAUCUUCUGGCUCUUCUUCUCCUUCAAUCAAAGGGUUGGGUGUACAAAAGCCGUCCUCGGAUAGUUUAAACUCGUUCAUAAUUGAACCCAAGUCGGUGCCAAUUGCGCAUGCUGCUGUUAAUGCGCCUCCCGUGUUUACAUUUGGUGAUGGAGGAGAACAUCAAAGUGGAGAGAGUGUUGAUGCUAAUGGAAAGGCUAGUGAGAGGAAGGAGUCGAGUAUCCCCACAGUGUUUGUAUCGGAGGAGUAA